UAAAUUGUCAACACAGCUUAUCAUCUAUAUUUAUUACUUUUGCAUAAAUUUUCGUACACAUUUAGACUUGUGUGAAAUUUCAUUUUUUUCAAAAUGAUUAUCUCACGUUUCGCCCAACUAAAAGCUGCUGCAAAUCCUACAAAUUUUUCAACAAUGAGACAACUAGGUGGUCGUACCAUUAGCGAAAUACAAAGACGUAAUGCAACACAUUUUCGUAGUGGUGCCUUGAAGCCUAAACCCGAAGAAAUGCCCUUUGGCAUGAUGGGUGUAGUGUGUGCUGUUGUACCUGGUCUUUUUAUUGGAGCAGCCAUAAGUAAAAGUGUAGCAAAUUUCCUAGAAGAAAAUGAUUUGUUUGUGCCCGAAGAUGACGACGAUGAUGAGGAUUAAAUGACUAAUAUGGUUGUGGACGAGACCCAUACACAUCAUAUGCACAGCGUUAAUUGUCAAGACAAUAGCACAAAAUUAUUAUAACUGGAGCACAACACUAGUCAUAUUGUUAUAUAGUGAAUCUUAAGGCGAUGUUGUAAAGAAAAAAAACUCAAAAAAUCAUACAAGGUUAUGUUGAUGAUAAUCUUUUAUAAAUAGACUACUAUUUAAAAUAUAUAAACAAUCCUUGACUAAAUUUAAUUUUUUUAAAUAACAUCCUAAAAUGCAUAUAAACAACAAAUACCUAUAAUCUCAAACUUUGUUUUCUUCUUUUGUUUUGUACUAAACUUUUGUCUCUUUCUAAUUGAACAAACGUUAGUACAAAUGUUUGUAUGUAUGUACAAUACACGUUUGUGUAAAUUUAGUAAACCGUUAAGUCUUUCUUUAAUCCUUGUUCUUUCUCUCUUUUAAGCUUAAUGUUUGUGAAACUAAUUGCGAAAUAAUUGUAUUUACUUUAAAGUGAAUUAAAAAAUAUCAACGAAAUAAAUAGUUUAUUGAUUAAUUAAAAUAAA
Lucilia cuprina (Australian sheep blowfly) is the source of this 938-nucleotide messenger RNA. RefSeq names its product essential MCU regulator, mitochondrial (gene EMRE). The coding region runs from base 94 to 387 and encodes 97 amino acids. The record is from RefSeq and is a predicted model, not a curated record. Gene Ontology annotation, biological process: mitochondrial calcium ion homeostasis; calcium import into the mitochondrion. Gene Ontology annotation, cellular component: mitochondrial inner membrane; uniplex complex. The transcript is spliced from 2 exons. NCBI's taxonomy places the organism in Eukaryota, Metazoa, Arthropoda, Insecta, Diptera, Calliphoridae.